AUGAAUGGGGCCAAUGGGGGCCAGUACCACAUCGGUGGUCUUGUUUUCAUUUGGGUUGGGUUUGCUGUAGUGGUUUAUAUAGGGUAUUUGAUGGGGUUCUUGGGGUACUAUGACUUCAAGAGCAAAACACACCAAGACCAGUUCAGCCAGGACGGAUUGUGUAAAGCUGCCAUGUUUGCUUUGUUCGUCAAGGAGGAGCUUCCUUCAUGGCCGGAGCAGAGCUCUCGCCAAAGGAGAUGGUUAACCAUCCCCAAAGCGUUGGACAAUUGCCGACAUGCUUGGAUGCAAGAAGCCCUCAUUGAAGGAUUUUCCAAGUGGUUCCCAUCAUAUGUGCCAGCGUUGCACACGGCUGUGGGGUCCACUCCAUCUAUCAGCGUGGUCCCACUGGCUAGGGACGCAGAUCCGCAGGAAGUAGUUGAAGGAACCGCCAGCGGCCUAACCCACAUCCAUUCUGAAGGCGGAGGCAAGUUCGCCCACGACAACAUCAAGUCCUCCAACAUCCUCCUCACCCCCAACCUCGACGGCCAUGUCUCCGACUUCGGCCUCACCCCUCUCAGGAGCUACCCCGCCGCCACUUCCCGCAGCACCGGCUACAGGGCCCCAGACACAAUCGAUAACCGAAAGCCCACUCAGAAAUCCGACAUCUACAGCUUCGGUGUCCUCCUCCUUGAGAUGCUUACAGGCAAGGCCCCACUACAGUCCCCCCGCCACAAUGACAUUGUCAACCUACCCCGGUGGGUCCAGUCGGUCGUCCGUGAGGAGUGGACCACCGAGGUGUUCAACGUUGAGCUGAUGAGGUUCCAAAACAUUGAGGAGGAGAUGGUGCAGAUGCUGCAGAUAGCCAUGGCCUGUGUGGCCAAGGUACCGGACUUACGUCCCAAGAUGGACGAGGUCGUGAGGAUGAUUGAGGAGAUCCGGCUCUCUGACUCGGAGAACCGGCCAUCAUCGGAAGAUAACAAGUCCAAGGAUUCGAACGUACAGACCCCAUGAAACAUUCCACCGUUGGAUUUCCGGCCACAGGUCUUGUGAUUGGCUUGAGUUCAUGAAUGCAUGCAGAGGCUUGUUGAGAGCUAGUGCAUGUAUUGCAUGUGAAAGAAAGUGUUUUUCUCUUUCCUUUAAAUCUGUGGGUUUUUCAUGGAUUGAUGAUCUUCAAUCAUCAUGCAAUUAGGUUUAUUGAAUGAGAAAGAAUAGGGUGUUAGACAAGGUUGUUUUCUAUAUGAAAUCUUAAGACA
Messenger RNA from Magnolia sinica, 1232 nucleotides. Its product is annotated as probable inactive receptor kinase At5g58300. The coding region runs from base 1 to 990 and encodes 329 amino acids. Gene Ontology annotation, biological process: protein phosphorylation. The record is from RefSeq and is a predicted model, not a curated record. NCBI's taxonomy places the organism in Eukaryota, Viridiplantae, Streptophyta, Magnoliopsida, Magnoliales, Magnoliaceae. The transcript has 4 exons. Gene Ontology annotation, molecular function: protein kinase activity; ATP binding.